Didymodactylos carnosus is the source of this 582-nucleotide messenger RNA. The record is from the annotation of a GenBank genome assembly. NCBI's taxonomy places the organism in Eukaryota, Metazoa, Rotifera, Eurotatoria, Philodinida, Philodinidae.
AUGGCAAUAAAUUUAUCAAGUCAAAUAUUAUUAAAAGGAGUGCAAUCUCCAGAAUCGUUCACAGGUGCAGAUGAACAAGAUCCAAUUAUAUGGUUACAAGAUAUUGAACAAAUGUUUGAAGCUGCUAGUGUAAGAUCGGAGGAUCGUCGAAAAUUAUUACCAAUGUAUUUUCUGGAUGAUGCUAAGAAAUGGUAUCAAAGUGGUAUAUUUGAUAAUAACUAUGAUGGAUUCAAACAACAAUUGAUUAAGGUAUUUACAUCAGCCUCACAGCAGCUCAAAAUAUCAAAUAAAUUAGUGAAUCGACGUCAAGGAUUGAACGAAUCAGUUCAAUCAUAUUAUUAUGAUGUACUAUCUUUAUGUACAAGAUUUAAUCCAGAUAUGAGUGAAAAUGAAAAAGUCCUGCAUUUAUUACGCGGAUUAAAACCGACAAUUGUCCAAAACGUCAUGAUGUUCAAUCCAGAAAAGUGUGCUGAUUUGUUAGAACAAGCAAAACGAGCGAGCGGAAGCUGCAACCAUUUCCGUGAUGGACCAAAAAGUGGUCUUGCGUUUUCUGCAAUAUAUAACAAUACCUUAGCCCUCUAA